Dendrobium catenatum is the source of this 1834-nucleotide messenger RNA. RefSeq names its product cationic amino acid transporter 6, chloroplastic. Lineage: Eukaryota; Viridiplantae; Streptophyta; Magnoliopsida; Asparagales; Orchidaceae. Gene Ontology annotation, cellular component: plasma membrane. Gene Ontology annotation, molecular function: amino acid transmembrane transporter activity. The record is from RefSeq and is a predicted model, not a curated record. Gene Ontology annotation, biological process: amino acid transport; transmembrane transport. The transcript has 5 exons. Bases 37 to 1815 code for a protein of 592 amino acids.
CAUAUUGAGCGACGGCAGGAUUCGGCGGCGCCGGCGAUGAGGAGGAAAUCAAUGGCUCCGUCCUUCGCUAGCCUGCGGGCUUACGGCCGCGCGGUGGCGGAAACUCACUGGCGAUUCAGUCGGCGUGCGGGUUCGGUAACGACAACGUACGAAGAGAUGAGCCGAGUUCGGGCUCGUUCGGGGACCGACAUGGCGCGAACUCUUCGCUGGACUGAUCUCGUUGGACUCGGCAUCGGAGGGAUGGUCGGUGCCGGCGUCUUCGUCAGCACUGGCCGCGCCGCCCGUGACCUUUCUGGCCCUGCUAUAAUCGUCUCUUACGCCAUUGCCGGUCUCUGUGCCCUUCUAUCAGCCUUUUGUUAUACCGAGUUUGCCGUCGAAUUGCCCGUCGCCGGCGGCGCUUUCAGCUAUCUUAGGGUCACAUUCGGGGAAUUCGCAGCUUUUUUAACAGGAGCCAAUCUGGUAAUGGAGUAUGUCUUCUCAAACGCAGCGGUGGCGAGAAGCUUCACAGCAUAUUUAGGAACCGCCAUUGGAGUCGAAACAGAGGAAAAAUGGAGGUUUACAAUCUCCGGCCUACCCAAUGGCUUCAACAAGCUCGACCCUCUCGCCGUCUGCGUCAUACUUAUUCUAACCCUCUGCAUCUGCUACAGCACAAAGGACAGUUCGAAGCUUAACUUGGCAUUAACGGCGACACACUUAUCCUUUAUUAUUUUCAUCAUCAUGAUUGGGUUUUGGCGAGGAGAAUGGAAGAACUUAACGCGGCCGGCGUGGCCGGCGAAGCAUCCCGGAGGUUUCUUGCCGUACGGCGUCGGCGGCAUCUUUACAGGCGCCGCGGCCGUUUACAUGAGCUAUAUUGGGUAUGAUGCGGUGUCGACAAUGGCGGAGGAGGUGAAGAGUCCGGUGAAGGAUAUUCCCAUAGGUGUUUCUGGCUCUGUCGCGAUCGUCACGGUUCUGUAUUGUUUAAUGGCGGCUUCCAUGGCCAUGCUCGUGCCCUACGAUGCGAUCGACGGUGAGGCUCCGUUCUCGUCUGCGUUUAAGGGAUCGGACGGCUGGGGAUGGGUCUCGAAUGUGAUCGGCGUGGGGGCCAGCUUCGGCAUAUUAACCUCAAUCCUUGUCUCGAUGUUGGGCCAGGCCCGAUAUCUCUGCGUUAUUGCUCGGGCCCACGUUGUUCCGGCCCGGCUCGCCAAGGUUCACCCCGCCACCUCCACGCCUGUGAACGCCUCUCUCUUCCUCGGCGGCUUGACGGCUGCCAUUGCGCUCUUCACGGACCUCAACGUGCUUCUCAACCUGGUAACGAUCGGCACCCUUUUCGUCUUCUACAUGGUGGCUAACGCCGUCAUUUACCGGCGUUACGUGUCGGUGGGGUCAACCAAUCCCUGGCCCACCGCCAUCUUCCUCAUCUUCUUCUCCCUCUCCGCCAUCGCCUUUACUCUCUGCUGGCGUUUCCUCCCGACCGGCGGCGGCGCCUUCAAGACGUUUAUUCUUUCCGGCAGCGCCGUCGCGGCGGCAGCGUCGCUCAGCGUGUUCGGGUUGUGUGUCCCACAGGCAAGGGAGCCGGAGCUGUGGGGCUUGCCGCUGAUGCCGGUCGUACCGGCGAUCUCCAUUUUUCUCAACGUUUUUCUGCUCGGAUUGCUUGACCGGCCGUCGUACGUUCGAUUUGGUCUGUUCACGGCUUUUUCCGUCGUAUUCUACUUACUUUAUGGCGUUCAUGCGAGCUUCGACGCAGAGGAAUGCGGCGAGCUGUCAGCAGAGGCCCAGAUUUGUAUCUCUUUGGCUCGACCGGUGGUGGCCGGCGAUGGCUGGACAUACAAGGUGUAAAUUAUUGAAAAUAGUGCUU